Arachis stenosperma is the source of this 1351-nucleotide messenger RNA. RefSeq names its product putative protein FAR1-RELATED SEQUENCE 10. Bases 264 to 677 code for a protein of 137 amino acids. The record is from RefSeq and is a predicted model, not a curated record. NCBI's taxonomy places the organism in Eukaryota, Viridiplantae, Streptophyta, Magnoliopsida, Fabales, Fabaceae. The transcript has 3 exons.
GAACCAUCUUUCUCGGUUCUGUUUUGUUGCAGGAUGAAACUCCUCAGUCCUUCUCAUGGGCAUUGCAGGUUUACUACUAGCAUACUCUAUAAGAUUUUACUUCUGCCUUUAUAAUUAUCCUCUUAUGAUGAUUAUCCCUCGAUACUGACUUUUGUCCGAUUCAUGAACGGAAGAUGUCCACAAACAAUUCUAACUGAUCUUGACCCCAGGCUUAAAGAUGCCAUUAGAAGCGAAUAUCCAGGAACUAAACAUGUCAUUCCACCAUGGAAUAUUCUAUACAAGAUAAACACAUUGGUUUACUGUAUUCUGUUCGAGCAUCCUGGGCACAAUCCUAUGUGAGAGGUUACUUUCUAGCUCGAAUGGCUACAAUAGCUUACUCAAAAUCAAUAGAUGCUUUUCUGAAAGGGAUCUUCGCUGCACAAACUUGUUUGCGUAGCUUUUUCGAGCAGAUUGGCAUUUCUGCGAACAUCCAACAUCAAGCGCAUCAGGAGACUCACUAUAUGCAUCUGAAACUUGCAUACCUGUUGAAGAGCAUGCACGGAGUAUCCUCACGCCUUUUGCUUUUAAUGCUUUGCAGCAAGAGUUAUUGCUGGCCAUGCAAUAUGCUGCAUCUGAGAUGGCCAAUGGAUCAUAUAUUGUGCGGCAUUUCAAAAGUAUGGAUGGAGAACGGCUUGUAAUAUGGUUGGCCGAAGACGAACAAAUUCACUGCUCUUGCAAGGAAUUUGAAUCCGCAGACAUGCUCUUCGUGUGUUCAUCUUAAAGAAUUACUUUCAGCUGCCUGACAAAUACUAUUUAAGCAGAUGGAGACGGGAAUGUACUUUACUGAUUGAUGAUGAUCACAACAAUCAAAUUACUGAUGGGGAGUGGUUUCAAGAGUACCAGUUCCUAGCUGAAACUUUAUUUUCAGAAUCCUCGAUUACAAAGGAACGAUCUGACUAUGCUCGAAGUGAACUGACAAAAGAACUUACCAGGAUUCUCAAUGAGGUCAGAAAUCUGCCGGACACCGAUGGAGUCCUAAUGAACAUGACUGUAUCGCCGACCAGUUAGUUAGAAGUGUUGGUUUUUAUAUACAUGAUUACAUAAUAUGCUAGUUUGAAAAGAGUUGCAAAGCAGAGAAUGGCAGAACAGUAAGUUUUGAAGGAAAAAUUGCCAAAACACUUUCAGCAUGCGUUUGAAAUGGCUAAUUUACAUGUACAUUGAUAUGAUUUUUCUUGUAUCAUUUUUUACAUCAUUGUCUUCUCAAAUCCAUGAAAUGUUUAUGAUUUUGCUCAAGAUUACAAUAAGUGCCCUGAGCUAUCUGUUUGGUUGGAUAAUAGAUAAUGAAAGUGAAUAUUGUAGUGUGUUGAGGAUA